UACAAAGUGUAGGUAUGUCAACGUCUUUGCAUAUUUGGAAAAUUGUUCGAGAUGGAAAACGUCACGAAGAAAUAUAAUAUUGCCAAAAAUAUUUAAAUAAAAACAAAUGAAGUUCUUGAAACUGUGAUUAAUAAACAGCAAAUGUGUAGUAUUUAAAUAAUAUAUGUGACGCGUCGUUGGUGUUAGAGCAAUUGAAAGGUUUGGCAAAUCCCUCUAGUAUUGUCAAAUAGGUACACAAAAAACUUUCCAGCUGGUGCCAUUUGUGAAGUUGGUGCCGCAAUAUCUCAUGUGAUAGCUUAAGUGGAUAAACCACAAAACAUAAGACAUUGACCGCGUUGAUUACUUGAGAAAUAUCAUUUCGACUCGGUCUUGUUGUAAAAAAUCACUGUGUACAUAUAAUAAAUCGUCCGCUCCCCUUUCCUAACGUGGCCAAAACUCGAUAAGGUGAGCGUGAUAUGAUUUUGGUUUUGAUGACGCAUUCACGAUAAUAAACUGAGGUGCAGCUCAAGUACUUUGAAGUCAGUUUCAUUGUUUGCAAAUAAAGCAUGAUUGUUGGCAUUUGAAUACUAAUUUCAAAAACACUUGCUAAUUAUUGUAGAGAAAUUAGCUAUUAAUACACUGAAAGUAAGAACUUUUAUAAGGCAUGGCAGGCAUUCCCUCUAUACCACCGCUACUUUGCAACACUCCGCCACCAAUAGAUUUUGGUGAAGAGGAUGACGAUUCCGGUUUACCGCCCACGUUAACGCUCGAAGAUGAAGAUGAUUAUGGUGAUUUUGCAUUGGGCGCAGAUAUAAAUGAGGAUACAACCAAUGCUGAGGUAUCUUCGUUACCACGCACACCUCAGUUUGAAUUAAGUUCUUCAACAACCAGCGGUUUUACGGAUAUCCCACCCGCUUUCGAAGAUUGCGGCACUCUAUCUAUAACGUCUACAGAAUUUAACAAUUCUGCAGCAAAUGAAGAAGUCAAAACACAAAUUCAGCUAAAUGAAGCAUUCAAUUACAAUGUAACACAGACAUUUUCAUCACCAAAUGGCGAAAAUAAUAACAACAACACUCUAACUACAGAUGCUAUGAGAGAACUAGAACAAAUUAACAAUUCCGAUAAACCGUCUGCGCAGCAAAAUGUGAAUGAUAAUAAACCAUUAGACUUUGAUUCAAAUGAGGCCAAAGCUACAACAACUACAAGUACACUCAAAGAUCAAGCUGAAACCUUAACUGAAAUUACAACUAAAGAAGUUAGUCAAGUUGGAGAUUCUAAUGCAGCAACAAGUGAGCCGGAAACUGAAGUGAAAUCGAAUUUUAUGCCAAUAAUUUCACAAAGUCCUCCGCCAUUAGCGGACCUAGUGUUAUUAGAAGAUUUAGCUGACGACAGUAGCGAUGAGGAGUGUCAUCGUUCACCAAAAAAAUCACCCAUAUCAACAACGGCACCACUGGCGGACAAUAUUGAUAAUGAUUCCCAGGAUUUCUUUGCAAUUCACGUUGUUAAUACGCCCACUUCUCCGAAAGAAGAUAAAUUUUCAACGAUUGCAGACGAUAUAAAUAUGAAUAACUCUUUCAACCACAAUAACAAUAACACGAGCGAUUUACCAAAUACAACAAAUGCAAAUUUAAAUGAGCAAGUACAUGAUGAAGGUGAUGAUGAUGAUGAUUUCGGUGACUUUGCCGAUUUCGAGACAGCAUCCGAUUUCAUGAAACCAACAGAGCAUAAUGGAUUAGUUACAGCUGAUUCGAUAACCACAUCAUUGGUCGAUAGCAACCAAAAUGUGGAAGCGUUAGUCGAGCCACCACCGGAUACUGCAAUCCCAGCGGAUGAUAAUGAUGAUGAUGAUUUUGAUGAUUUCCAAGACUUUACUUCAGCUCCAGCGCCAACACCGGCUGUUGUGCCAAUCAUAUCAGCACCGCAAGCAUUAAGCAUAACAGCAGAGAAUAAUAACACCAACACAAAAGCUGGACCAUUGAAAACUGACAGUGUUGGAGCUGAAGUGAGAAAAGGUGUGGAAUCUGCAGCAACCUCGUUUGAUAAUGAUGACGAUGACGAUGAUUUUGGCGAUUUCGAAGAGGCUACAUUUGAAACACCUGCAAGUCAAUACACUUCUGCUGCGCCAGUUUUACAAACAACAACGCCAGCGCCAGCAACGACUGUCUCUAGCGCCAAUAUCGGUGAACGUUUAGGUUCGGUGCUCAAAAUGAUGUUUCCAACGGAAGACGAACGUACCGCUGAAAAUAAUGAGUUGCAACAAACAGUAAAAGUUGCCAAUAACAUGAACGAAACACUUCCUUUAGAAGCAAUAGAAGCUGCCAAAGCCUUAGAAUUUCAAUGGCCACAAUCAGAAAUGCGACAUGCCCUCAUACGUUCGAUAGGCAUCGAUUCGCGAAAUAUUCUCUUCGGUGACAAUUGGAAUCCCUCAAUGCCACGCUUUGCUGCCAAUCUCAGUUUUAACCCUCUAAAACCAAUGAAACCGCAAACAGCCAACACUGUGCCAAACACAACAACAUAUGCCGAUGCCGAUACAAUGCAAUAUAGCAUAAACAGUGGCGUUAGCGCUGCCGAGCCGGACAUUAGCAGUUAUGCUAAGAAAACGGAUGUACCUGAUGUUGAAUUCGAUUGGCAAGGCACCGGUUUGGUGAAUCCACUUGACGGGCCCAAGAGCGAGACAAACACGCGAGAGACUGAAGCGAUUCAGCCGGCGGCGCCUAUUGCACGGUUUGAUACACCCGAUGACGAGCAGCAAUCGCAUACAACCUUUUCAAGCGUCGGCGAUAACAUUUCCGAAACCUUAAGCAAAAACGAUAACGAACUGACGGCAUCGCCAACCAGAGACGAUGGUCCGUCACCAUUAGCACUGGAUAAUGCCGCAUAUCAGUUCACAGCACCCGAGACCGGCAACACCAUCAGUAGCAGCACGAGUGCCAGUAGUCUAAGCAGCAGCAGCAAACCCUAUGACAAUAGCAAACCGAUGACAACAUUACGUUUGGGCGCCAAUAUCGUCGUGGAUGUUGACGAUGACGAUGAAACGGUGGUUACAUCCACUUACGCGGGUCCGUUGAAGGAGACACACAUUUAUACGCCAUCGAAGGCAGAUGCAGCGACAACUGUGAAAGCUGGCAAAACUGCGGCCAGCGGCAGUGAACCAAUCGAUUUUGAUUAUGAAAUUGCGGCGGCGGGUAUAAUCAUCGAUGAGAAGGUGGUGAAGAAAGAAUAUCGCGAUGUUGAGUACAAUCCUGGUUUUAGUUUAGAAGUGGUUGCUGAAUACGCCGGUGAGUUGUCUAUAGGUGUACCGGGCACUUUAGCAAAUGAACCUAGUGCUUCAGCCGUAACAGUGCCGCAAGCACCAGCAACACAGCAAACAGUCGAAUUCGACACCGAUGAGUUUACCGAGUUUACGGAGUUUCAAUCAGUGCCACCGCCACCACUGGCAACUGUGCCUGCAGUGGAUGCACAUUUUAGCGCCCCCUUUUCCAUCGCCAGUACAAUAACGUCCAAGUUCCCCACAGAACUAAAUGCUAAAGCGCCACUCAGUAGUCAACCGCCCGUCCUACCUGCAGCCAUUGCAAAGGCAAAAGAAGCUAGUAAAACACCAAGUCGCACGAACUCACCGUCGAUGAUUGACAAUAUGAUACUCAGUCCAGCCAUACUGUUGCCACAAGCUAUACCCAUCAGUACGAAUAACGGCACGGCGAAUACGAAGGCCACACCAACCAUUGAGUGGGGCGACUCCACAGCCAGCAUCAAUCCCGAUGAAUUGGCGCGCAUUGAAGAGCUCUUCUCACAACCGAAAAUGCCGCCUGUAGCUGCUGCCAAAGAUGUGAUGAACGCUUCACAAAAAACGACGCCCAUCCAUAACUAUGGCGAAAAGCAUACGAAGAAUAAUUCAAUUUCCAUAAGCGCUUCGGUAGCGAUGAAGGAGCAGGACUCCACACUCAACGAUGAUUACUGGUCGGAGUUUGUGUCGGUGCCGGUGACGCCACAAUUGCCAACUAAUGCAAAUCGCAUGUACAACAAUAACAACAACAAUAGUAUCAAUAGCAAUAACAAGAGCAACAACAACAAUCAGCUGGUCAACACACCAAAGCGCAUGAGCGAUGUGCAUAUCAACAACAGUGCCAACAACAGCAAUAAUGCAAUGCGCUCGCCGCGUCAUCAGCAAGAACAACAACAACAAAAUAUCCAUGCACAACGCACGCUAACGCCAACGCCACAGCAGAAGUCAGCUGCGCAUACGUCGACCAACUUCAGCGCCAAGAGCAAUGUGUACAACAGCAAUAGCAACAGCAACAACAGUAACGAUGAUGACUGGUCCGAUUUUGUGUCGAGCACACCAACACCUGCAUCAGCUCAGAUACAACAACAACAACAACAUGUCACAUCCUAUAUGCCCGCCGCACAUGCGCCACAAUUCAACAGCGCCGCCUGGCAAAAUGCCAACUUCUACAAUAAUCCACUGGGUCUCUAUCACCAACAGGCCAGCAUGCAGACGCGCACAUCAGCGCUAACACCGCAACAACAACAAUUGCAACUACAACAACAAAUACAUAUAAUGCAGGAUUUCUCCACAGCGCCUGUCGCAAACCGUCCACUCCACGCUAUGAGCAACAGUAACAAUGCAAACCACAGCAAUCUACAACAUUCCAAUACAUCAUACGCCUCACCACACCUACAGGUGGGCAGCGCGCGCGUCGCGCCGAGCAUUUCACUAAUACCCGAUUUGGGUUUUGUGGCGCCUGCAUUGCCGGUACACACCGCCUUCGUUAAUGUGUUGCCGAAGACGAGUUUCAAUAGCAAAAAAUGACGUUUAUUAAAUUGCGAGCAGACGCACAAUCGCGGUCGCACAACGCUGGCACAUUCCUAUCGUACGCACUCCAUACCAAACGCUAGUCCCGUUACAGCUGCUGCCGCCACCACAAGCAUACACGACAUCCUCACAUAGAGUCAGCGGCAGAUAAUGCCUCAACGUCACGUGACGUAACGUUAAAGUGUGGAGUUGUGUGAAGCUGUGUGUGUGUGGUUGGCAAGUGAAAGAAAUUUUGUCGCAAAUCCUUACAAGAAAACUGCAACAAUUGGCUGUAGCUUAAAGGAGUUUUUUUUGCUGUUAUUACCUUUAGAUCGUUGUUUAGCUUAUAGAAAUUACGCCACUGAGUUACCGGUUUUCAAAUUCCUUGUUAAACAAAUUCCAUGUGCUGCGCUUUGUUUUAUGUACCUAACGGUGUUAGAAACUGUAAAAUAUAUAUUUGAUUAAAGUUCAGACGAAAUAUAGUGUAAUUUCAUUAAAUUUUUUUCCUUUUACCUCUCCUAAUACAUCGUUGCAACUAACGGUACUUCCAAUAUUUUUGCUUGAGGCUCACUCAAUUCAUUCAAGCUUCUGCAAUUAAAGCAAUAUUUUUGGUUUUCCUUUUAUAAAUAUUUUCUCCGAAAAGUUUAAAAAUUUGGACACCCUUUUCGAAGUUUAAACUGCUUUCGAAAACACAUUUUAACUGUUAUUUACUAUAUUUUAAUACCGGCGGCAUGUCUACCAGCUGAAGUCGAUAAGUUAUGCAUAAAGUGUUGUUGUUUUUUUUGCUUUUGUUGGCCUAAUCAAAUCUCUUGACAGUAGUCGAAAGGUUAUAAAAUCAUUUAAUAAACGUCACCAGGGAGAGAUUACGUUAGAUUUAGUUAAUUGCAGCUAUUAUUAUGCCCAAACGUUCAUUAACUCGAACCAGUGAUUAUUUUAUGAUAUUGCUUUUAUAAUGGAGGAAUGAAGAACGGUAUCCAUACAAUUUACAACAAAAAAAUAAAAACAGCAUUAACAGUGGUGAAUUAGUUAACAUUUAGUUAUAAAUCAAAUGACAUGAUUAACAGUAAAAGUAUAUUUAUAGAUUUUUUUUUUUUUUUGUUAGCGAACUGUCUACUUACGAGUAUUUAGCGUGUAUAUUAUAACUGUUUUCCGACUUGAAAGACAACUAACUUGUGCUUUGUGUGGUUAAUAAUGAUUUAGGAUCCUAAAGCAAUUGUUUGCAUUGUCGUAGUCGUGUAAAUUUUUACUAUGUAGUAUGUGUAAAAAAAAGAAAAAAAAACAACAAAAACAAUAAUAAAUU
Molecule: messenger RNA, 6071 nt
Organism: Zeugodacus cucurbitae (melon fly)
Lineage: Eukaryota; Metazoa; Arthropoda; Insecta; Diptera; Tephritidae
Gene: Afti
Product: serine-rich adhesin for platelets
Exons: 6
Coding region: 644-4789 (1381 amino acids)
Biological process (GO): intracellular transport
Cellular component (GO): AP-1 adaptor complex; trans-Golgi network membrane
Molecular function (GO): clathrin binding
Source: RefSeq, a predicted model, not a curated record